This is a messenger RNA of Myotis brandtii (Brandt's bat), 5450 nucleotides long. It is a transcript of the gene WDR31, whose product is annotated as WD repeat domain 31. NCBI's taxonomy places the organism in Eukaryota, Metazoa, Chordata, Mammalia, Chiroptera, Vespertilionidae. The transcript has 11 exons. The record is from RefSeq and is a predicted model, not a curated record. Gene Ontology annotation, molecular function: protein binding. Bases 455 to 1558 code for a protein of 367 amino acids.
AGGCCGAGGGGGCGCGGACGGGAUAGGAAGGGGCUCAGCGGGAAAGUGGGAGCCCUCGUGUUUUCCCGACUGCAGAGGCCCACCUGGCCAUAGCGAGGAGAGAAUUCCGAGGGCCGGGCUUGGGUUGGGUGGCGCUGGAUUCCCAUCUUGGGCGUCCCCAGGCCCCUUUCCCCAAUAAGCACACAUCAAAAAUAAGCUUUGGCCGUCCGCAUAGAUUGGAUGAGGGCCUUUGUGAACUGAAGAGCCAGAAAAGAAAAACUGCACACAGUGUCCUUAAAGCUUGAGGCAACCUUGGGAUUCUGGCCUAGUGCUGACUUCUUGUGUGAGUCUGGAGAUUAGGAAGUGGCUGCCUGAAGUAUUUUCCAAAGAAUAAACAUUACAAAGCAUUGAAUACCGAAGUUCACAAGAAGAUCCUAUUGAAUUGGGGGAACACAACGUCCAGCAGCCACAAGGGAUGCUGCCCCUCAGGUGCCAUCUGAAACAAGCUCCUCCUCAGAAGAUUUUGUGUAGGUUCUGUGCCAUGAUGGGGAAACUGCAAAGCAAACUCAAACACAGCACUUAUAAAUACAGCAGGCCCGAUGCAAUUAUAGAAGAGAGAAUUCAAACUACAGCUUUUCAUGAGUAUAGCCCAGCUCACGUGGACACCGUCUCUGUUGUUGCUGCUCUGAACUCAGACCUCUGUGUCUCCGGAGGAAAAGAUAAGACAGUUGUGGCCUAUAACUGGAAAACCGGAAACGUGGUGAAAAGGUUCAGAGGACAUGAACAUGACAUCACCAAGAUAGCCUGUCUUCACAAAUCAAACCAGUUCUUCAGCGCCUCUCGGGACAGGAUGGUCAUGAUGUGGGACUUGCACGGCUCCUCACAACCCAGGCAGCAGUUCUCGGGCCAUGCCAUGGUGGUCACUGGGUUAGCUGUGAGUCCUGACUCAACACAGCUGUGCACUGGCUCUCGGGACAACACCCUAGUCCUGUGGGAUGUGGGGACCGGACAGUGUGUGGAGAGAGCUUCGGUCUCCAGGAACCUGGUCACUCACCUGUGUUGGGUCCCCAGAGAACCAUAUGUACUACAGGCUUCUGAAGAUAAAACCAUCAGAUUAUGGGACAUUCGGGGGCUCCAGGUGGCUCAUAUAUUUCCUGCAAAGCAACACGUUCAGACCUACUGCGAGGUCAGUGAGGACGGACACAGGUGUCUCUCCUGCAGCAGUGGCUUUGGAGGAGAAGGCUGCGAAGCCACGUUGUGGGACCUAAGACAGACGCGGAACAGAAUAUGUGAGUAUAAGGGGCAUUUCCAGACUGUGGCAUCCUGUGUCUUUCUACCAAGAGCAUUGGCCUUGAUGCCUGUAAUCGCUACCUCAUCACACGACUGCAAGGUGAAGAUUUGGAACCAAGAUACUGGAGCCUGCCUGUUCACCUUGUCUCUGGAUGGAUCAGGACCUUUGACCUCCCUGGCCGUUGGCGACACCAUCUCCUUAUUAUGUGCAAGUUUCCGCAGAGGAAUUCACUUGCUCAGAGUGGACCACAGCUCAGGGCUGGAACUGCGGGAAGUGGCAGUAUUCUGAGGCCAAGAGACGUUUGCUGGGCAAAAUCAAGCCAUGGCCUCUCCUUUCCCAGUGUGGCUUUGCUUUUCCAUGUUAUCUUCAGGGUACGGCAAUGUGCGGUUGGUGUUCUUUGUUUAGGUUCACUUGUCUUAGAAGGUAUAUCAGUGUUAGAAGUCAAUGUGAAGCCAGUGGUUCAAAAUCAGGUACAGAGUUUAGAGACAGAGACAUGGGUUAAACAUAAGGUUCUCAAUCUACGUUAAAUCCAAAUGCAAGUUUUAGCGAGCUCUUGGGACUGCUCUUCAGAAAAAAUAUUUAUGGCUCAAAUGGUGACCUGUUAGGCCUCUGUCAUAGGCCUCUGUGAGAUUCAAGACACACGCUCUGAGUCUGUUGAACUGACCUGUUCCAUGUCUCCACAAAAGAAAGAAAAGCAAGGGGGAGAGACACUCUGCUUUGUUUGCUUCAAAAUUAUCCACACGGGAAAGAACAGUGCAGCUCCAUAGAGGAAGUAGACUGCAGACACGAGAUUCAGCUCCAGUCACUGCUCCUCGGCAAUGGGAAGAAGCAAAGUGAGGGCAAGAAAGCAAAAACCUUGGCUUCUACUCAAAAUAGUAGAAGAGAGGGUGGCAGAUCCCUGCCAGAUCAGCGCGGAGGUUACAUGAAAAUCAGACCUGAGAUGGCUUGAAGAGGCCGACAACCCCAAGGACCUUGUCAGAAUUGUAGGAGUUAUCAAACUGCGUCUGUGGAUAAGAAAAUGGAGAGGUUGUGGGAUUAAUGCUGAAAAAUUUUUAUUUGUACAUUUUAAUAUUUUUAUUGUUUUAUGUAAACUCUUUCCAGGGAAUGGCCAGAGUGAGGCUAAGGGAGUAUCUGCAAUGACAAUAGGACAUCUAGGAAAAAGUAGAGGCAUGGACUCAACUGUGUGUUCCCACUGAGCCCCGCAGCGAGGAGGGGCAGGGUGCUCAGAUCUGCCUGUGUGGCCCCCAGGAGAUCAGUCUCACCUGGUACUCACAAGCCCACUUUCCUCCAGGGAAAAUAGAGUCCCUCCUGCCUUCAGGUAAGCCCACGCCUGAGGCACCUGCCACCGGGGGAUUCCCUUUCUGAUGAAAGAAAGAUUGUGCAUUUGUCUCUGUGGCCCCUGCCAGCCCCUGAUGCCCAUGGCUGACAGCCAUCUUCCUGUCUCCCUCCUGCUCCUCUGUAAGUCCAGCUCCCUCAAGCUGUCUCCACUGCCUGGGCAGGAGAAUCUUAAGCUACUGCAAAGCGUCAAACCUGAAUUUGACUCUCCAGUUCUCCAUUUAGCUGGAUCUUGGGCAAGUUAUGAAAUCCUCACUUGUUAUAUGGGGCCAUAAUCAUGGAUUCCUCAUGGGGCUGUUCUGAGGACUGAAUAGAACUAUAUUAAUGCCAAGCAAGGUACCAGGUGCUUAUAAAUGGUAGCCAUUGGUACUUAUUGCCCUCUUUCCAGACCAAAUGCUCUUUUCCACACAUUUACCAGUCAUCUAUCCUCCAUUGAUCUUAUUUUCUAAGACUUUAGUCAUUGUUCAGCUUCCCCUUUGAUUCCUUAAGUUAUGGCCCUUGGCACUCUGGAAACACAAAGGGAUAGUAAGCAUGGAAACUGCUUCAUUGAGCACCUAAAGGUUUAUUCUCACUCUGAUUCUUAUUGUUAUUCCCAUUUCACAGAUGAGGACGCUGAGGCCCAGGGACAUGUAGUCCUUUGCCCAAGGUUAGACAUGAGUAAGAAGGGGAAGAACUUAAAUUUGAACCUGGGUCAGCCUGACUCAAAGCCAGAUUACUUCCCUCUCUUUCCCUUUCCCUUUGCCUUUGCCUUUGCCUUUGCAUGAUGUCAUAAAGUUCGCUUUAGAAAUGCACAGACCAUGACAUUGUGUAUUUUCUAGACCAGUUAUUAACUUUUUGGCUCCAAAGAGAUCUUCCUGGCCAGAUGCCUAGGAGCAAUAGACAGAUGUCUCAGGGAAAGUUCUAGAGCACCUAUCAGUGCUACAGUUGACCCUUUCUUCUAGAAGGAAGACAAGCAGUAAAUCAGAAAACCCAAGGGAGUGGUUUGGGAGGGGGUCCCAGGGCUGCUGUGAGAGGGAACAUACUGUGAGGAAAUAGUAGGCCUCUGAUGGACUAGCAGGGUUCUAUUACCGAUAAAAUCGUUUCCCUAAACUCUACGCAUGUGCUCGAUGUAUAAAUUCCUUAUUUGUGCAUUUUAAGUAGAAAAUAGAUUAAUAAAUGUAAAUGUUUUUAUAAAAAAAUUCAGUGUUAUAUGCGCUAAACAGGUUCUCUCAGCACCUAUUAUACAGGCUGCUGAAAUGUAUUCAUUCAUUCAUUGGACUCUUCAUUUCAGAGGCUGCCCCUCUGAAAUCAUAGUAAGGAAUUUUCCAAAGACAGUUGACCUUUUUCCACCGGGAAAGUAUAUAAGCUCUUGGAACCUGACCAGUUCUAUAGUCAGUAUUUAAUACAUCUGUGUCUUUGCUUACACAUUUAUCAUUUAAGUAUAUUUAUAUAUCGAAGGAGGAGUGGUGAUGAUUAUUGGCCUUCAUUUUGACACAGGAAAUACAAGAAUAAAACUCAGGGCACUUGGUGUUUUUAACCUUUUAACACUGAGAAAAAGGAAGUUAGCUAUUUCUGAGUAACCUUUGAAACAUAAUUAUUAAAGAACAGCUUCAUCAUAAAAAAUACACAGACUACUAGUUGUUUCCUGAAAUUGGCACUUCUGGGUACAGGCUGUCCGGCUCAGACUACAUUCCUAGCUAGGUGUGGCCAUGAGAAUAAGUUCUUGUCAGUGGGUGGUGAGUGGAAGUGAUGUGUGUAACUUCCACCUUAUAGCUUGAAAGAAACACAUUUGUCCACUAGCUAGAAAGCAGACUGCCAGUAACAGCUCAACUAUUCGGGCAAGGGCAAGAUGAUGAACCAGCAAAAAAGAAGGAACUUGGGCCCCCGAAUCACCUCAAGGACCUGAACUGCUCCAACAACCUGACCAGCCGGACUGUGACUUGGAAGAGAAAUGAACCACCACCAAGCCAUUACAUAUAUUUUUUUAAACUUUUAAUUCAAGUAUACAAUCAUAAACCAUUUCAGACAUCUUAAGGUUUUAUAAACUGAACACACUAGUAACCAGUACCUAGAUGAAGAAGCCAUAAUAUAUCCAGGAACCUCGAUGGCCUCCCUCAUACCACCCUCCGGGCACAUCUGAUAAGGGAUUUAUAACAACAAACCGGUUCUACUUUAUAGAAAUGGCAUCAGACUCUUUUGUAGUAGAUGGCAAGUGUGGCCACAGAUUUCUCCCCUCCCUGUGUGUCUGACCCUUUCAAUGUGAGUUGCUCUCCUCAGUGGGUAGGACCUAUUUCCCCACCCCUCAAACCUGCACUGGUCUUUUCACUUGGUUUGACUGACAGGAAAGUGAACGCUGUGCAGCUUGUGCGGCUGUGGCUUCAGAGGCCUCGCAGCUUCACUUUCACCCUCUCGGAAUGCUGCUCAGGUCUGUCAGGAAGGUGGCCGAGGCCACAUGGAGAAGAACCAAGCACCACCAGAUAUGUAAAUGAGGCCGCCUCGGACCUUCCAACCCCACCAAAUCUGCAGCCAAGUUCAGAUGACAUAGAAAAACCACAGCUAUUCCACACAAUCAUGAAAAAUAGUAAAACAUUGUUUUGAGACACUAAGUUUGUUACGCAGCAAUAGAUUCAAGUGAAACAGGCAUAUGACCUUAUUUUGUUCAGGCUUCUUUUGCUCAACGUGUUUGUGAGAUUGAUUCAUACCUUUGCGUAUAGUGGAAUAUUAUUCCUUCCCAUUGCUGUAUAGUAUUCUAAUGUGGGGCAAUAUUGUAAUUUAUCCAUUUCACUACUGCUAGCUUCUGGUUUGGGGCUCUUACAAGCAGUGCUGCUAUGAACAUUCUAAUAAUAUGUCAUUUGGUGGACAUGCA